This is a messenger RNA of Telopea speciosissima, 989 nucleotides long. Its product is annotated as B-box zinc finger protein 21-like. Bases 71 to 967 code for a protein of 298 amino acids. The record is from RefSeq and is a predicted model, not a curated record. Gene Ontology annotation, molecular function: zinc ion binding. The transcript has 3 exons. Gene Ontology annotation, biological process: photomorphogenesis; regulation of DNA-templated transcription. Gene Ontology annotation, cellular component: nucleus. NCBI's taxonomy places the organism in Eukaryota, Viridiplantae, Streptophyta, Magnoliopsida, Proteales, Proteaceae.
GGUGAUAACUGAGAAGCCAUCCGAUGAUGAUGAUGUAUUAGAGAAGGCGUAGAUAGAUAGAUAGGUAGUAAUGAAGAUCCAGUGCGACGUUUGCAACAAAGAGGAGGCUUCCCUCUUCUGCUCCGCCGACGAGGCCGCACUUUGUCAUGCCUGUGACCACCGCGUCCACCAUGCCAACAAGCUCGCUGGCAAACACCACCGCUUCUCCCUUCUCCACCCUUCCUCCAAAGACUUCCCUCGUUGCGACAUCUGCCAGGAGAAACGUGCCUUUCUCUUCUGCCGAGAGGACAGAGCGAUUCUCUGUAGAGACUGCGACCUUCCGAUUCACACAGCUAAUGAACAUACCACCAAGCACCACAGAUUCCUCCUCACCGGCGUUAAGCUCUCUUCCUCUCCUUCCACCAUCACCACCACCACCACCACUGCCCCGUUACCGUCCAACGGGGACUGCGAUACGGCCACUCCCACUGAAGUCAGCUCUUCCCAGUUGGCCAUGAAGAAAAAACCCAACUCUGUUUCUGACCCGCCACCAUCAAUUCUGGCCCACACUACUACAUCCAAAGUCGGCGACGAUGUUUCUGCAAGCUUAGGGGGUUCUACUAGUAGCAUAUCAGAGUACCUGAUCGAGUUGCCGGGCUGGCAGGUGGACGACCUUCUCGAUUCAUCUGCCCCUUUUGGUUACUGUAGUAAGAUUGAUUUCACACCGCCAUUUCUGGAUGCCGAUCUUGAAAGCAACCUCAGCUUGUCUUCUGAAGAUUUUGGGAUCUGGGAACCUCAAGUUCCUCAAGCCCCACCUACUCCCAACUACAACUUCGCUGUGCACAACGGUUACACCAAGGUGUCGACUCAGGCAAGCAGUCUCACUCUCAGAUCUAACAAGCGAAUGAACGAUGAUGGUUUAACAGUUCCUCAAAUCAGCCCUCCAUCCUCCAAGAGGUUGAGGCCUUAUCAUCCCUUCUUUUGUUAAUUCUCAAAUCCAACUGAAACUC